This is a messenger RNA of Theobroma cacao (cacao), 1016 nucleotides long. Its product is annotated as carbon-sulfur lyase. Lineage: Eukaryota; Viridiplantae; Streptophyta; Magnoliopsida; Malvales; Malvaceae. Gene Ontology annotation, molecular function: carbon-sulfur lyase activity. The record is from RefSeq and is a predicted model, not a curated record.
AUAAUAGAAUAAACUCUAUCCCUAUUAAAAGUUAUUUUCAAUUAUAAAUGUAAAUAGCAGUUCCCAAGUAUACGUUUCUUUCUCUAUCGUCUACUAGUGAAUCUCAGCAGUCAGGGUUGCCGCCUUGAAGCAAGAAGAAGAGGAAGCAAACACCCAUUUCUGCUUACAAACUAAGAAGGAUUAACCUAGGAGAAACUUGCUUUUGCCCUGGUUGUUUGCAUGGAACCAAAGCUAGUAGUGCACAAUGGUGGUUGCCACUGCAGGAAAGUAAGAUGGCAUGUCCUAGCACCUACUAGUGUUGUUGCUUGGAAAUGCAACUGUUCCGACUGCUCCAUGAGGGGAAACACUAACUUCGUUGUACCGCAUGAAAGGUUUGAGCUGCUGGGAGAUUCCAAAGGGUACCUUACCACGUACACUUUUGGAACUCACACAGCAAAACAUACAUUUUGUAAGGUUUGUGGAAUAGCUUCAUUCUAUACCCCACGAUCAAACCCAGAUGGCAUUGCAGUUACACUCAGAUGUUUAGACCCUGGAACGCUCUCCGAUGUUGAGAUUCGGCAUUAUGAUGGGAAGAACUGGGAGAACUCCUACAAUCAGACUGGCAUUUCAUUGUGUUCAAAGGAGCAAUCCGCAAUUGAUUCCACCCAGCAGCAGAGUGUUUCUGCUCUCUUCAUUUAUUAUUUAUUUAUUUCUGAAGCACUUCAGAGAGUGAAAAAAUGGAUCAUUGUGGAGUUGGAAAUUACAUAUUGCAGGAAUCUAAUUAAAGAAUGAAUGCAGAAUUGAAAGGAAAACUCCGAGAAGCACUUUAGAGAGUGAAGAAAAGAAGAGUGCAGAACCUUAAGUCGCACUGUAAGAAGAUAGCUUUGAAGACUGAUGUAGACUUUAUAAUCUAUAAUCUGGACUGGAAGCCACCUUGAUGUUUCUAAUGGAUUCUAUGCAAUAGUUGUAUAAUAAUAAAUGAUUAGAGAGUAAUUUGUUUCUUACAAUUUGAUUUUCCUGAAAACUUAAAGAAUUGA